AUGCAGAUCUCCGUCAAGGUGCGAGCUUAGCCCGAGAAGGAGAGGGCUUCCAUUUUUUGCCACGGAGCGGUUCCAGGCGGCCUUCUGGUAAGCGCAAAGCAUGCGGGAAAGCAUGACCCCUCAGUUUUGGUGGCCACCUCGACUUUUUUUGUCUGGCGCUGUGUGCAGGCAGAUGGGAAGCGCUGAGAGGCAGCAAACGUGCUGCAUGGUGACGGCAGCUGACUGAAGACCCUCAUCAAGGCAUCCCCAGCAGGUGAGCUUCGCACUCCUGGGGAGGGCAAAGGCAGGCGAAGGGCAUGCGAUUUGACAGAUCUCUGACGUGUCUGCCUUUUCCUGUGUGUGGUACAGGCACGUCUCAGUGCCAGUCAUCACUGCCAUCGCUCCCCCAAUGUCGCGUUCCCUCGCCACCCACCACCGUCUGCUCACCCGAGCCCUCACAGCCCAUCCUCGCGCAGCAUGUGUGCCCUCAGCCCACCUGCUGGGCGCUCGCUUCGCCUCGUCCGAAGUGAGCAAGGGGGAGCUGACCCGCACACUGAGUCAGCAGUAUGGGCGGGAGGUCGAGCGCUUGCAGUCGCAAGGCAUCACGCGCACAACCAUCCUGCGAAGGACGGCGACGGGCGAGGGCUUCGAUGCGUCGAAAAUCAACACUUCCAAGGUCUUUUCACACACACAGACAGGAGUGGGGAUGCGCCGGCUCAUGUGUUGGUGUGUGGUUUCUUUGUUCAGUCGAGUGACACGGCAUACGCGUACCCGAGUGGCGAGAGCUCCAUCAUCCACACGUCGACCCAGACGCUGGGCGUGACGGUCAAGGAGCUGUUCAAUGUGAUCGUGCUGCUGCAGUGCAACAACCUCCACGAGAUCUGCCUGGGCAGCGAGUUCACCUGGAACGGCACACACAUGCUGGGCCGGUCCAACAACUCCAUCAGCACCACCACCGUCUUCCCCAACAGCUACGGCAUCACCUCAGCCCACUCGGGAGCGGACUCGCUGCUGUCCCGCUCGCAGAUGCUCGACACGUCCGUCGACAGCAACCGCGCACAGCCGCUGGUGGCGACAGGCAAGAAGCUGACGAGCACCAAGGGCGAGACGACGGCGCACACCUUCUUCACCACCACGCUGAGCACCACCCUGCUGUACUUCAUCAACGCCCGGAGCUACCUCUUCCGCACCAUGAAGUGACCAAGCGAUGGGCGAGGUUUACGGCUGGGAUGGGUGCAUUGUGUGGGACCGACAGGGAGGUGGAGGGGCUUGGAUAUAACUGCUUCUCGUAGUUGCGUCUGUGGUCGUGCUACUGCUCAGCUUUCAUGCCGCAUCUCAUAGAGUACGGCCAUGACACGCAUGGCCUCCGGGUCACGAACGGACCCGUGGCUUCUGGCUGUCAUGUGUCGCUGCGAUGAGGAAGGUGUGUUAGUGAGUCAGCAGUCGGUCGCGUUUUGACGUGUGCAGCAGGCACCGGUCGCUGUAUCGAUUCUCAUGCUGGAUUCAAUUGUUGCGAUGCCAUUCCGUCUGCUAGCCUGUGUUGUUGGCGGAUGAUGCAAUGGCCCGGGGUCAUUAGCCGCCCUUGGUUUUUGCGUCUUCCUCACGCCACACAGGCCAGCAGGACGAUUGGCGCGUGACAUGCGGAUGGAGUAUGGUGUUUGUCUCGCUAGGUACGGCGAGAACAGAAAAUGCAUUGGUCUUCUUGUCACGACUUGCACUUCUGUCACGACCUGCACACGAGCGCAUGAAUGCUUGUGUUGUCAUAGCGUAAGGAGGCAGCUGCGUGAGGUGAAUCGAAGGGACUGCAACACGCGUGACAGCAUGGUGCUCUGUGGUAAUGUUCGUUAGACGCAAGCGUCCUGUGAAGUUCUUUGCGCUCUCCGAGCGCCGCUG
Molecule: messenger RNA, 1872 nt
Organism: Vitrella brassicaformis
Lineage: Eukaryota; Vitrellaceae
Source: the annotation of a GenBank genome assembly